Molecule: messenger RNA, 1134 nt
Organism: Lachancea sp. 'fantastica'
Lineage: Eukaryota; Fungi; Ascomycota; Saccharomycetes; Saccharomycetales; Saccharomycetaceae
Source: the annotation of a GenBank genome assembly
AUGACCACGCCUUGGUGGAAAGAGUGGGAUCCCAACGAGGUUACCAUUGGAGACACCAGUGUGCCAGAUAACUGGAAAACCUGCGUUCUUUCGCAAGUAUUUUAUGGUGGGAACAACUAUAAUGGACAAUUUGGAUCCCGUUUGUCGUCUGUGUUUGUGAUAUUGUUUGUAUCAACAGUUUUCACACUUUUCCCCGUUGUGGCCGCCCAAGUAAAAUGGCUCAGAAUCCCACGUUACAUCUACUACUUUGCGAGGUAUUUUGGAACUGGAGUGAUUAUAGCCACUGCAUUCAUUCACUUGCUAGAUCCUGCUUACGACGAGAUUGGCGGCGGCAGUUGUGUGGGCCAGACCGGUAACUGGGCCAUUUACUCGUGGUGUCCAGCUAUUGUAUUAACCACAGUGAUGAUCACAUUCUUAGUUGACCUUUUCAGUGGCAUUUACGUGGAGAAAAAGUACGGGGACCGCUUAGGAUCGUGUUGUGACAAUGAAUGUAUCGAAAAUGCCGUGGUAGUCCGAAGAUCUUUGAGAGUGAGCGGUAGCUGCUCCAACAACGACUUAGAACAAAGCAGCACAGACCAUGGUUCAAACAAAAAGUUUUACGACGAAACUGUUUCGGAAACUGAAACUGAGAUCAGCCAACAACCUUUUCAAAGUCAAAUAAGUGCUUUCCUGAUUUUAGAGUUUGGCAUUAUUUUCCAUUCGGUGAUGAUCGGUCUGAAUCUCGGAACCACCGGUGAUAGCUUUCCGACUUUGUAUGCGGUUUUAGUGUUCCAUCAGUCUUUUGAAGGUCUGGGAAUCGGUGCCAGACUUUCAGCAAUUCAGUUUCCAAUAGAUAAAAGAUGGUGGUCCUACGCUUUAUGCGUAGCGUACGGGAUCACAACCCCUAUCAGCAUUGCCAUCGGACUUGGAGUGAGAACCACGUACGAUGGUAACUCCUACACAGUCAACGUUGUUUCAGGAGUACUUGACGCCAUCUCCGCCGGUAUUCUAAUCUACACGGGUUUAGUCGAGCUUCUGGCUCGAGACUUCUUGUUUUACCAAAGCUCAAAUAGAGAUGUGAAAAGAGUGUGCUUCAGUGUGGCUUGUGUACUUUUAGGUGCUGGCAUCAUGGCCCUGUUGGGCAAGUGGGCAUGA